Messenger RNA from Miscanthus lutarioriparius, 420 nucleotides. Lineage: Eukaryota; Viridiplantae; Streptophyta; Magnoliopsida; Poales; Poaceae. The record is from the annotation of a GenBank genome assembly.
AUGGCCGAGGAGGCCAAGAACGCAGGGGCGGAAGCGCUACCGACCAAGGACAUCGCCGAGGAGACCCUCGUCAUGGUGGAGAAUGCCGAGACUCCUGCACCUACAGCCACAGGUGGUGGCUGGUGGCUCACGCGGCGUUUAGGGGCGGCCAGGAGGCUGGCGAGCGUCACCUCUUGGGAGAACUCCAAGAUCGCGGAGAUGGAGGCCGAGCUCAAGAAGAUCCACGAGCAGCUGGAGAUGAAGAAGUCGGCGCAAGCGGAGAAGCUGAAGAACAGCGCGGCGGCGGUGCACAGAGCUGCAGAGGAGAAGCGCGCGGCUGCCGUAGCGCGGCGCGGCGAGGAGGUCAUCGCCGCGGAGGAGGCGGCCGCCAGGUACCGCGCCAGGGGGCAGGCGCCCACCAGGCUCUUCGGCAGGGGGUAG